ACAUAUUCUAGUUAGAAAGUGAAUUUUUACUUUGGAUUUUUUUUUUCUUAUCGUACAAAAUAAAUAAAUAAAUACACCAUUUUUUUAAGGGAAGAAAAUAUUUGCGAUUAAUUAUGCAACAAAUAUGCAAACAGCAUCACCAUAUUCGAUGCAUCAUAAAAUCACACUUUUUCACAGUUCUCUCCUCUGAGUGCUCAGUUAUGAGUGUGCUCUCGUGAACCCCAGAGCCUCUCUCACUGUUGCUUUGACUCACCAAAAUCUCUGUCUUUCUCUCUCUCCUACACACUCAAUUUACUCUCGUUCAACCGAACAAAUUCGCUUUUUUGGACGCUAAUUUUAUUUCCUCUGACGGAGUAAAUCGUCGAAUUCACAGUGAGAUCAAGAGUCAAUACUCAUGGGAAGUUCGGUAGAGCACAGUUCUGAUGAAGAUACUGAUGUUAGCGACUCUGAGACUGAGGAGUAUGCAGAGAAGGCAUACGAAGAACUGAAGAAUGCUAAACACCAGGUUAAAUUAUCUGAUCAGGCUUACAGUUGCCCGUUCUGCCCUACAAAGAAAAGAAAGGACUUUCAGUAUAAAGAACUUUUGCAGCAUGCAAGUUCGAUAGGCAGUUGCAGUUCACAGAAAAGGACUGGAAAAGACAAGGCAAAUCACCUUGCUCUAGCUAAGUACUUGGAAAGUGAUAUAGCUUCUGAAGGUGGCCCUUCAAAGCCUUCUGAUGAAGUUGAUGCUCUUGCAGACCAGGAUCGUGAUGAGAUGUUUGUCUGGCCAUGGAUUGGCAUCGUUGUCAACAUCCCUACUAGCCUUAAGGAUGGUCGUUAUGUGGGGGAGAGUGGUAGUAAAUUGAGGGAUGAGUUGGCAAGUAAAGGAUUUAAUCCAACUAGGGUGCGACCUUUGUGGAAUUACCAAGGCCAUUCUGGAACUGCAAUUGUUGAAUUUCGUAAGGACUGGUCUGGAUUUACGAAUGCCAUGUCUUUUGAGAAAGAUUAUGAGUCAAAACAUCAUGGAAAGAGGAAUUGGCUGGUAAAGAACGAAAAAAAAUCUGAUCUGUAUGGAUGGGUAGCUCGUGCAGAUGAUUACAAUUCUAAUAACAUUGUUGGAGAAAAUCUUCGUAAGAUAGGGGAUAUUAGAACCAUAUCAGAUCUAAUGGAAGAAGAAGCCCGGAAGACAAACAAGCUUGUAGACAAUUUAGAGAAUGUUAUUGAGGCAAAGAAAAUGCACUUGCUAGAGAUGGAGAGUAAAUACAUGGAGACCGAAAGCUCUCUAAGUCAGUUGAUCAAGGAAAAGGAUAAUCUUCAUCAAGAGUAUAAUGAAGAGAUUAGAAAGAUUGAGUCAAGUGCCAGAGAUCAUUUUAAGAGGAUAUUCAGCGACCAUGAGAAGCUAAAAUUUCAACUGGAAACUCAAAAGAAAGAUCUUGAGAUCCGUGGUCAAGAACUGAUGAAGCGUGAGACGCACAAUGAAAUUGAGAGAAAAAAGCUAUCUGAGGACCUUGAACAGAAUGCAGUGAAAAAUUGCUCCCUGCAAGCUGCUGCUGAGGAACAAAGAAAGGCUGAUGAAAAAGUAAUGAGGUUGGCAGAUGAACAGAAGAAACAAAAGGAGGAGCUCCAUAAGAAAAUCAUUAAUUUGGAGAAACAAUUGGAUGCAAAACAAGCAGUACAACUUGAAAUUGAGCAGUUGAGAGGUAAAGUGAAUGUUAUGAAGCACAUGGGAGAUGAAGGUGAUCAAGAAGUGUUAAAGCAAGUUGAGUUGCUGCUGAAAGCCAUGAGGGAGAAGGAAGGAGACCUUGAAGACCUGGAAGCGUUAAACCAAAGUUUAAUUGUGCAGGAGCGCAAGAGAAAUGAUGAGCUACAGGAUGCUCGGAAAGAAAUGGUUAAUGGCUUGAAAGACAUGACAAUACAUUCUCAUAUUGGCGUGAAGAGGAUGGGGGAACUCGAUACCAAGCCAUUUCAUGAUGCAAUGAAGAGGAAGUAUAAUGAAGCUGAAGCAGAUGAGAGGGCCACAGAAUUGUGCUCUCUGUGGGAGGAGUAUCUUAGAGAUCCUGGAUGGCAUCCUAUAAAAAUAGUCACCAUUAAUGGGAAGUUACAGGCUGUGAUAAAGGAUGAUGAUGAGAGACUGAGAGACGUGAAGGAGAACUACGGCGAGGGAGUUUACAAUGCUGUGACGGCAGCUCUCUGCGAGAUAAACGAAUACAACCCGAGUGGGAGGUACAUUACUUCCGAGCUGUGGAACUACACCGAUGGUAGGAGGGCUACCCUCAAGGAAGGCGUCACGGUUCUGCUGAAGCAGUGGAAGUUCCACAAGAAAAGGAGAGGGAUGGAUUGACGAGCGGAGGAGCACAUCCGACGUCCAUCCGUAGCCGGUAUGUUGUUGUACCAUUGACAUCUUCCUAUGCAAAUAAUUGAUCACGAACACCCUUAGCGUGGGAGACCCAAUUGCCAUCUAGCAUUUAUGGCCUGACUUCUUCAUCCCUCAGCAGUUAAUGAAAACCCAUUUUCUUAACUUCA
Salvia miltiorrhiza (redroot sage) is the source of this 2502-nucleotide messenger RNA. RefSeq names its product protein INVOLVED IN DE NOVO 2-like. The coding region runs from base 395 to 2320 and encodes 641 amino acids. Gene Ontology annotation, biological process: gene silencing by siRNA-directed DNA methylation. The transcript has 7 exons. The record is from RefSeq and is a predicted model, not a curated record. Lineage: Eukaryota; Viridiplantae; Streptophyta; Magnoliopsida; Lamiales; Lamiaceae.